AUGUCUUCCACCCGCCAGUUUGAUCCCAACUUCACUCCCUAUGUCAUUAACGGCAUGGGCCCCAAGACUCCCGAGCGUGCCCGCGUUGUCUUGGGUUCUUUGAUCAAGCACAUUCACGACUUUGCUCGUGAGGUUGAAUUGACCUCCGCCGAGUGGAUGCUCGGUGUUGAGUUCAUCAACUCUAUCGGAAAGAUCAGCACUCCUAUCCGUAACGAAUGCCACCGCAUUUGUGAUGUGAUCGGUCUCGAAUCUCUCGUCGAUGAGAUUGCCAACAAAAUUGUCACCGAAGAUGGCAUCUCCCCCACCUCCAACGUUAUUCUCGGUCCCUUCUGGUCGCCCAAUGCCCCUUUCCGUGCUCUCGGCGACAGCAUCAUCCAAGACCCUAACCCGAAUGGCCGUGUCACCUUCAUGCACGGUACCAUCAGGGACAUGGAGACCGGCAAGCCGAUCGCCGGUGCCGUCCUCGAUAUCUGGCAAGCCUCGGCCAACGGCCAAUACGAUUUCCAGGACCCCACCCAGUCCGACAACAACCUCCGCGGCAAGUUUACUUCCGAUGAAAACGGACAGUUCAACUGGUACUGCUACCACCCCACCCCCUACUCCCUGCCCACCGACGGCCCCGCCGGUGUUCUCCUCAACAUUAUGGACCGCUCCCCCAUGCGUCCCGCCCACAUCCACCUUAUGAUCACCCACCCCGAAUACGCCACUGUCAUCAACCAGAUCUACCCCAGCGACGAUCCCCACCUUGACAUCGACUCCGUCUUCGCCGUCAAGGAUGAUCUCGUCGUCGACUUCAAGCCCAAGACCGACGACCCCAAGGCCUCCCUCGACUUGGAGUACAACGUCAAGAUGGCCCUCAAGAAGCACCACCCCAACCCCAACACCGCCCCUCCCGUGUCCUCCUUCGAGCGUCACGCUAAGGCGGCCGCUGGAAAGCUGUGA
This is a messenger RNA of Penicillium soppii, 942 nucleotides long. RefSeq names its product putative catechol dioxygenase. Gene Ontology annotation, molecular function: ferric iron binding; catechol 1,2-dioxygenase activity. Bases 1 to 942 code for a protein of 313 amino acids. NCBI's taxonomy places the organism in Eukaryota, Fungi, Ascomycota, Eurotiomycetes, Eurotiales, Aspergillaceae. The transcript has 2 exons. The record is from RefSeq and is a predicted model, not a curated record. Gene Ontology annotation, biological process: catechol-containing compound metabolic process.